AUGACUACAUACCAUUCAACACAAGACGAACAAUCGUCCAAUACAGAGGAGAGUAGCCAGGAUGCUGCCCCACGCCCUGUCUCUCCCAGUGAAGUACCUGCGGACGAUAGAGAAGCCACUCAAUUGGAACUGCAACCGUUGUUGGAUCCCGACGACCCGCGAGUAUCCCCCUUGAAAUUAGAAAGAAUACGAUUAUUAAAAGUUAUUGCCACGACAUUGGUCUACGUAAACUUGGUGCUUUUUGUGAUAUUAUUGGUAAGUCAGUUCUUUGCCAUCCCCGGAUUCAACAAUCGUGGUAAAUCGUUUUUGGGACUCGACUUGGCCUUAGUGAGUUUAUUUAUAAAUUUGACUACUAAUUGGUUCUUUGCUGUUCCUGCUUAUUAUGAGAGAAUAUUGGGGUAUAUCACGUCCGGGCUUUUACUUAUUGAUUUCAUUGUUGCGUUUCUCGUAUCGCCAAUCCGACAAAGUUUGGGGUUGUUAGAUUUAUCGCUAAUUGCCUGGGUGUGCCUCAAUUCUUUGUUUAAUUCUUUGAUUGGUUAUUGGGUUGAAGAAGGUAAACAUUAUCAGGAGAUUCGAUUAACUGGAAGAAUCGAAAAACGCAAAACCAUAAGUGAAUUAGUUAUCAUCUUUUUUAAGGUGUUGGGCGAGAUUAUUAUACUAUGGAUAGUCUGGUGUAUUAGUUUGACAUUGUGGAUAAACUGUUUUGACACCCACGAAAAGCCAUGGGGUAAAUUAGUUCCGGUUAACAAUAACCAAUUCAGAGUACACCUAGCAUGUUUUGGAGAUGUUCACGGCAAAUCUGAUCAGCCAAUUGUGCUUGUUGAAGGUGGGCAAUCAACGUCAAGCGAAGCUUUCCAAGAAUGGAUUGAAGAGUUGCACCACUUGAACAAAGUCGAACGGUACUGUAUCUGGGAUCGACCAGGCUAUGGAUUUUCCGAUUCGGCACCUCCGCCAGAAUCUUUAGGGAUUGUCACUGAAUACUUGAUGGAAGCAUUGAGAAAAGAAAAGAUCGAGGGGCCAUUUUCGGUGGUUGGAUUUGAUAUUGGCGGAUUGUAUGCGAGAAUGUUUGCCAGCAGAAAUCGAGCCAAGAUCCAGUCUAUCCUAUUUGUUGAUAGCUGGUCGCCUGAUUUGUUAAAGAAAUGGCCAUUUAGCGGCAGUGGCAGAAAAAAUGAGAGCACAAAAGUGUUUAAGAAAUCCUUAGAGGUGAUGGAUAAUAUAACAGGGUUUAAAUUAUGGUUACGAGGCUUUGUAUCGCCUUUGGGGGUCUUGCCAAACUUGCAUUGGUUCCUACACCCUAUGCGGUUUUCCAGCAAGAGCAGAAUAUUUGGCCGCGAUAUGGUGUAUCUGUCUAAAUAUAUCAGGGCUCGAUGCCAGGAACAAUUAGUUUCGGGUAUAUUAUCAUACAAUGAGAUUAUGGACGCAGAUAUAAAUGACUUGAAUGUAGGAGUCAUAUCAUCGGAUUUCAUGAUUAAAAAGCUGUUAAACUGGGGCAAGUGGCAAAAUGAAAUCAGUAAACUAAGUAGAAAAACAAGCGAGUGGGUAAUUGCUGAAAAUAGUGAUCACUUUAUCUGGAAUAGUCCAAAAGGUAGAAAGGAGUUACAACAGUUGUUAUUAAGAUUAAUAGGUGAACAAGAGUAUCUUAAGUAG
Molecule: messenger RNA, 1647 nt
Organism: Candida albicans SC5314
Lineage: Eukaryota; Fungi; Ascomycota; Pichiomycetes; Serinales; Debaryomycetaceae
Exons: 1
Coding region: 1-1647 (548 amino acids)
Biological process (GO): regulation of lipid storage
Cellular component (GO): endoplasmic reticulum
Source: RefSeq, a predicted model, not a curated record